AUGGGUGUGAAGCAAUUCAUACGGUUUGAUCAAUCGCUUUACCUGGUAGCAUCCAUUCAAAUCUGCCGUGAUCUCCAGUACCCCAGGUCAGAAGAAGUCUUUCGUCGUAACAUUGGAUCCUCUGCUGUGCGAUCGAGUCAGAAUUCCAAGCAAGGACCCUCGAAUCCAUCAUCCCCGACGAACAAGGUAACUCCUGCUGCGUUGCCGAUCACGUCGAGUACCGACAAGACACAGCACCCACCAAUUCCAGCCCCUCAUGCACCCAGCAGCUUCUUAGAUACAAAUUACAUCAAGUUACAAACUAUAGCAGAUGAUCUACGUCCUUUCUUACAAUCCAAAUGGGACGCCAAGAUGACUAAAAAAAUUACAAAGCCUCAAAUCUACCGUAUCGUGUUUCAUUUCGAUCCUGCAACAAAGUCCCGUCCGACUCAUUUGAAACAAGUCCUGAUCGCCGCAUUCGACAAGGACGUCAAACCAUUGAUUCAACCUUAUUAUAUCUCCUCCCGACAUCCUGCUGGUGAUGAAAUGGAAACCGAAGAAACAACCAAAUCAGAUCCAGACUUCGAUCCACUCAGCAGCAAAACAACUUGUCAAAUGCUCAGAGACGCUAUUCAAAAAAAAGAACCGGAAGUUGAAAUACCAAAAAUUGCUCGUCGUGAAGGGUUGCUCUGGCUUUACAAGGCCUACGUUGACAGUGAUAUUUGUAUACCAAAAGAUUCCCGAUGGACUUCCAAACCCCGAGUCCUAGCUGGUGACCGGCUUCAGCGAGAGACUGUUGAAGAUCUCCGUUUCGCACUGCAAUUGUACGCUCCCCAAGUGUUUGUUCACUCGGUAGCUAUGGUACACCCGGUGAUGGUUAGUCUCUAUCAACAAUUUGUCAGAGAAGAACCCGAGACUGUGUCUCGUAAAGCAGUGGAAGGUUUCCAUUACUCUAUCAUCACGAUUUAG
Molecule: messenger RNA, 948 nt
Organism: Melampsora larici-populina 98AG31
Lineage: Eukaryota; Fungi; Basidiomycota; Pucciniomycetes; Pucciniales; Melampsoraceae
Exons: 5
Coding region: 1-948 (315 amino acids)
Source: RefSeq, a predicted model, not a curated record